CGCAUGCUCUUGCUAGUCUUUAUAGUAAUUGCUGCUGUAAAUACGUUUGAACAAGCUAACACUACAUCUACUUGUCUUUGUAGCAGAGACAGAGACAGAAGCAGUUGCUUAAAUGCCUUAAUCAGUAUUUUUGAUUUAUUUAUUUCUGAAGGCCAUCCGCUGAAAGCUCCGACUUAAACUAUCUUUUGCAGUUGUUGGACUACAAACGGACUGUGACGUCAUCUCCGGCAGCCGUUUGUUUGACAAACAUUCAAAACUGUUGGCGGAGAAGCUGACUGACUGCUGUGUUCACAGCAAUGGCUCCUCUCAAAUUUGUCAUUAAGUGUGGGAACUUUGCUGUGCUGGUGGAUCUCCACGUUCUGCCCUUGGGCGGCCAAGAGGACGCCAGCUGGUUUACUACAGACCACAUCGAGGAGGUUACAAACCUGGUUCGAGAUGCUGUGGACCACAGAGUUAAGCAGUACACAGAGUUUCUCCACAAUAGAAGACAGCCUAAACAGAGGAAGGAGCUGCCACCUGUUUCAGCCUUUUUUGUGAAAGGGGAAAACUUCAACCUGGUCGCCAAUUUUCUGAAGCGACACUCCAGUCUCAGAUGUAUUGUCAAGCCGGAUUUGCGUGUGUUUCCUGAACGAUAUGUUGUGUGUGUGAGCUGUCCAGAGGAUGCCUUAGCGCACCAUAGAAACCCGAGCCUGGCCGUGACUGAGCUGAGUGAACAAAGCAGAUCGGAGUAUUUUUCCAGUGUGGGAGAAACCCAAGAGCUUUUAAACAGCUCCACAAAAACAAAGAAGGCUGUGCUUCAAAAGAUAGCCAAACAAGCCAGUGUCCAGCGAGAGCACAGUGGUUCCACUAUGGGUGAGCAGCAGAUUGACCAGAGAGCCUCUCCUAAAAACUCAAGACCAGAAACAAAAGCUGGAGAGUCUGAAUUAAGCCCUACUCAAAAGCAGGAGCAGCAAGGUGAGAAUAAUCCACCAGACACCCUAAAUGGGGCCUCAGUAGGUUUCUGCCAACAUGAAAUCGCUCAGGAGACCAACAAGAACAAGAGGUGCAAGCCGAGUGAUGCUGGGGACGACCCUUACCCACAGAGGGCCAAGAGGACGUGCCUUGGACGACCUCCAACCACAAUGCAAGCUCACUCCACCGAGUGCUCCACACAAACAUCCAAGCAUGACCUUCUUCCUCUGCCGCCCUCUCCUCUACUUGAAGCCAAGGCAGAGUCCAAGGCUUUCCCUGUCUCUGAGUGCAAGAAAACCACACUGGAAGUGGAGCUGCUUACUCCAGGGAAACGGGCCCAAAGGCUCCCCUUCACAAGCAAUAACACGGCACAGACAAACCAAAACAGGCUGGCCGCAAGUCUGAGGGGCCUAUCUGUCAAGCCUGCAUCUUCAGGCUCCUCUAUUGAUUCCAGAUCCACCCUCGGAGAGGAGGGGAGUGAAAAUGUGCCCAGAACCUCUAGAUUACGACGACUGAAGAGGUCCUGAGGGGGAGAGACAAACUACAGUAAAGAUGCCUGACGCCACAGAGAUAGAGAUGAUAUUCUGUCAAGCUGCAAGUUUACCUCAUGUAGUUAGUGUGGUCUCCUCACAUGACCGGAAUUUGUGCAUGUUUCACUAUUUACUACAAUAUCUGUUCUUUUCACAUGUGCUGCACAUACAGUGCACACACACACACAUGCUGAUCAAAUGUUGUACAUAAUAUGGAAACUGAUGCAUGAGCAUUUGCCUUACACAUUGUCAAAUACUUGAAACAGAUUUUGCCUCCACCCAUAAGUAGUGGUGGUCAAGAGAGACUCUCAAAUGAAAGUCAAAAACCUUUAAUUGGAGUUUAGAUUUGGUUUUGUGUUAAAGAUUGGGGAUUUCAGACAGGCAGGAGCCAUGCAGUACGUCAUGGCUUUCAGUCUGAAAUACUGGCUCCUACGUGUCUGAAAACUGUCCAGUUUCCCUGCUGAAGCUCUGGUGUGAUUGAUUGCUGUUUCCAGAUUUAUUUCAUCACCCCUUUCUCAAAAAUAUAUUUUUGUAGCUAGAUUUCAAUUAUAUACAAUUUGCUCAAUACUUACUUGCUAAGAACCUGAAAUGUAUCUCUAAAUUGGAAGGUAUUAUGCAUUUUAUACUGAACGUGAACCAAGUAUGUGUGGGCAUGUGAGCUGUAUGGAGUUAUUAGUGGUAUUAUUUUGGAUUAGCAGGACGUCUUCAGUAUCUCAGGUUAAAAUGUUGCCGUCGCCCAAACACUUGAAAGAGCUGUUCCUAUCAUGCCACUGGCCCAGACCCAGAGAGAGCAUGGGGCAACUAGGAGCCAGCAGUCAAUCAUACCCUCAUUAAAUAAACCAAGAUGUUCUAUUUGAUGACAUAAUGUUUCCUGAAUAUAUUACUCCUGGUCACUGUUCCCUCUAAGCUGCGCGCGUGCGCAAUUGCACACUGCUGACACGGUCUCCGUGCACAGAAAAUCUGCGCUGCGCACACACACAAAAAAAAUCCAACCUAAAUUGAAAAUAAAAUAAACACGUAACAAUUCAUUCUGUGCUAUUUUUCAGUGUGUGUCAGUGAGUGACCGGUGACUGGCUGCUCCAGCCAAUGAUGCGAUUCACAUAUGUAUUUACCAUAGUCUGUAUAUAAUGGUAUUUACGCAGCUAAUCAACAUCAGGCGUCCUUAAGUGCAGCCACCGUUGUUCUCAUAGAUAUGAAUGAGUAGAUAGGACACGUCCCUUUGAGCUGCGUGCUACUGCGAGGCUAAGCUAGUGGGGGCAAAGUUUCAGUGCAUUCCGUUGAUGUAGACGGCAUGAACACGGAAACAACAAGAAUGCCGGCUCACUGUGCUGCAUACAAUUACACACUACGUCGUACGAUUGAGACAAGGAAACUUGGAAUGACUUUUCAUAGGUAAGAAUAGUUUUUGGCUCUUUUUUCAUUAUGAAAUCUUGUUGAGAGCUUCCAGGUUAUGAGAGCUAACUAGUUAGCCACUAGUAAAACACUAAGGCGAGCUAGCAGCUUGACAAGCAAUUACCAGACGAUUAAUAGUAGCUGUAGUAUAGUUGUACAAGCAGUAGUAGUAAUACUAAAAGUACAAGCAGUAGUAGUAGUAUAAACAGCUGUUAGAGUCGUAGAAGUAGUAUCAGCAUUUGUAAUAGUAUUACAAGUUGUAGUAGCAGUGCCGGUAUCAGCAGCAGUAGUUAGUGUACUACCACUACUACUAGUAGUAAUCACAUUGCUAUUACUACCACCAAUACUACCAAUAGUAGUUAUAAAGCCUAACUCAUGUAUAUCCAGAUUACCAUCUAUGUUCUUCCUCCAAACCCAUUUUAUGAUUGGGAUUACAGGCAAUUCUUUAGGACUGCUCUCAAAUAAUUGAAAUGUUACUAAACAAGGUUAUACUUAUCAAAUUAAAUAGCUCUGGUCUCCAGUAUAUUGGCGAAUUCGGUUAUUUGUACUUAAUUUAUUAGCAUGAUUUCUUUUUUAAUAUGUUGUGUACAGACUUACUUACUUCUCUGUCUACUUUUCUUACUCCAUGUAGGUUUCCCAGAGACUAUGGGUUGACGAGGAAGUGGAAGUCAGCUUAAACCUGGUGUCAUUCCAUCAGUGUUUAACUUCCCUGGCUCAUCUUGGAAGAGUACGUGCCAAAAAGACCACAACCAAGCAGCCUUGAGAUCUUAGACAGCGUCUCCCUCAGGUCCCUCUCUAUCUCCCCACACAUCCACCAACCACUGGAACACAUCUCCAAAGUUCUGCCGGGCCAGCUCAGCUUCCCCUCAGAAGAAGUGCAACCACCUGCCAGAUCAAGGAGCCUUUUGAGAGGCAGCUGACAUCGUGAUUGGACUGUACUUUGGUCUGUUCCAAUCCAGCUUCAGCUCCAGAGACGGCAGGCGGGACGAGUCAACGGAGGCCAGGUGGACGAAGGCAUGCAGCUGAGUACAAUCCAGAAAACAACAGAGGAGGAGUGCAGGGCCAGAACAACCAGAGUAGCACAUUAUGUCUCUUAGAAAACAUCAUAGUAUAGCCUUUGGGAUGAAAAAACGGCAUAAUAUACAUCGUAUAUUGUACAAAUAAGUCAAAGGAAAGAGACAUCAACUGUAGAAUUGUAGUAAUUGUGGGCUGACUGAUUUACUCAUCAGUAUUUUAUUUUUUACUGAUUUACAGUAAUAAAUACAUUUAAAAAUGGUG
Messenger RNA from Amphiprion ocellaris (clown anemonefish), 4151 nucleotides. RefSeq names its product SLX4 interacting protein (gene slx4ip). Lineage: Eukaryota; Metazoa; Chordata; Actinopteri; Pomacentridae. The transcript has 9 exons. Bases 297 to 1478 code for a protein of 393 amino acids. The record is from RefSeq and is a predicted model, not a curated record.